AUGGAUUCUCAGUCGUUCCAUCAAUCAGCAGCUGGAUCAAAUGGCAGCUACAAUUACAAAAAUGAUGCAGAAAAUAUGGUGGAUCUAACCCUGAGACUAGGUUCAGGAAACAAUGGUGGAAUAAAUCAUCAAAUAAACCUAAGUGAUUUAUUCAAUAUUCCAGUCUUCAUGACUACUGGCUCCAACACCAAAGACAAUAAGGAGCUAAACUUUGGACCAGCUGAUGGAACCGAAGAACAUGUUGGUGAAGAUCACUUUGGCAUAAUUAACAAUAGUUAUUAUGCUCCAAACGCCAACGGAUCAAAUAUUGAUGGUCGAUCUGGAAAUGUUGCUGAGAUCAAUUUUGGAUUGAUGAUUCCAGGAGGCCAUUCUCAAGGUGGCCAAGCCUACAAUUAUGACUUGGAGAACCAACACCGGCCUUCUUUGCUUCCAACAAGUACUUUGAAAAAUUACACAUUGUUGAGCGACUCAUCAAGAGAUGCUCAAAUUGAAAAUUCUUAUGGAUCACGUCGGCGACAACCGCGACGACGAACCCGGCAAAUUUGCUAUCGUGAACUCAAUAAAAGAUGCAGAAAUAAGCAAUGUAACACAAUGGACACUCCAAUGUGGAGGAGGGGUCCCCUAGGACACAAGACUUUGUGUAAUGCCUGUGGAAUCAGGUAUAGAAAGGAGCAGGAUCGGAAGAAGGCUAGAGAAGCUGCAGCCAGUGAUCGAAAUGGAAUUUAG
Molecule: messenger RNA, 726 nt
Organism: Dovyalis caffra
Lineage: Eukaryota; Viridiplantae; Streptophyta; Magnoliopsida; Malpighiales; Salicaceae
Source: the annotation of a GenBank genome assembly